Molecule: messenger RNA, 3984 nt
Organism: Lethenteron reissneri (Far Eastern brook lamprey)
Lineage: Eukaryota; Metazoa; Chordata; Hyperoartia; Petromyzontiformes; Petromyzontidae
Product: chitin synthase chs-2-like
Biological process (GO): chitin biosynthetic process
Cellular component (GO): cell periphery; cell septum
Molecular function (GO): chitin synthase activity
Source: RefSeq, a predicted model, not a curated record
AUGACGACGCCUCAAGCAACGUCCAGGUUCUCAACGUCGCUAGAGAAAGGAGAGGCGGGAGCUGUUGAAUGGAAAUGCGAGUACCCGUGUGGGAAUGAACGCAGCAGGGACGUGCUGAGGAAUGCACAAUCAGAAGUGGAGCCCCAAUCCCAAUGCGAGAAAUCCUGGGACAGGUUCAACAUUCGCCCAGAUAUCGAUGAGGAGGAAUCCUCGACUCGGGGUCUUCGGGUCUUCAGGUUGAUCCCCCUGACGCUGCUCUUCCUUGCCGUGUUCGGGACGGCGGUGCUCAGCAAGCUGAGCCUUGUGUACUUGGCCGAGAUGAAGAAGGUCGCCAGACAGGCCGGCGAACUCGGCCAGAACCAGUUCUAUUCCUGGGUCCUUGCCUUCGUUCUCGUCAUCCCCAACAUCUUCAGCUCCAUCCGCUGCGGCCUCCGGCUCGCCUUCAAGAACUCCGAUGCCUCCAAUUGGAAGAUUAUCGCUCUGAACUGCCUGCUGGAAGGCUUCAUCGGUCUCGGCUCAGCCCUCAUGGCCAUCGUCAUCCUCCCGGCGGAUUCGGCGAACCUUCUCAGCAGCAUCCUCCUCCUCAAUGGUGUCACCCUGGUGCCGAGCGCGCUGCAGUUCGUCGGAAGAUGGACGCGAGGCAGGAAGCCGCCCAGGACGUCCAAGCUCCUGAGCCUGGCCUCCCUCUGCUGCUGUCUCGGCGCAUUAGCGCUGUCGGUCGCCAAGGUGGCAUUGACGGCGCCCAACGGCGGCUCCACGGAGGCGGGAAUGAUUGCCCACCUGGCGCUGCUGCUGGUGAGCCUGCUGCUCGUGUCCCUGUCGUGGUGGGAGAACUUCCUGCCCGCCGGCUGGCUCCGGGGAUUCCGCGACGCCGUUGGCGAAUCGCGGAACCUCGCCGAGUUCUACGGCUCGCUCGUGCGCACGAUCAUCAUCGUGGCGGUCGUGCUGCUGGACGCGGGCGUCGAGGGCGAGUGGAGGAGCUUCAGCGCCAUCGGCGGCAUCGCGGAACACCGCGAGAGCGUGGCGCUCGCCCUGGCUCUGUUGGGCGUGCAGGCAGGCGCCUCCAUCCUCUGCAAGUGGCUCGCGAACGCCGCCUGCAAGAUCCGCCAGCAGAGGAGCUGCUUCGCCGCGCCGCUCUGCCUCGCCACGCCCGCCGCCCUGGCGGUCGUCGUCGCCCUCCACUUCGUGCUCGACGCCUCGGGCGACUCUCGCUAUGACUGCGAGUCGGUCCGACGGUGGAACGGCUCCGAGCAGACGACGUCCGCAACUACCUCACUCUUCUAUGACCGCACGGCCGCUGCCGUCUGCUCGUUCGUGGGUCCUGGCAAGGACUCAGUGGUGGAUACCGUGCUCACGUUGGGCGCCGGGGCGCUGUGGUUUGCGGCGCUGCUGCUGGCGGCGGCGCCCGCGUUGCGCCCGGGCGGUGCAAUGCGCAUGGAGCGCACACGCGAGCUCUUCGUGCGCCGCGCCCCGCAGCCCGCGUGUCUCGUCGCGGGACUGCUGCUCAACCGGCGGCAGCAGCAGGAGGAGGUGGAGGAGGAGAGGAGCAGCCAAGAGCAAGAGAGGGUGAAGAUCUAUCUGUGCGCAACCAUGUGGCACGAGACCAAGGAGGAGAUGACGAAGAUCAUCUCGUCCAUCCUGAGGGAGAAGGAGGAAAAGAAGGGGAAGACAGUGAAGCGGGAACCGUACGACUUCUCGGCUCACAUCUACUUCGAUGACGCCUUCGAGAUGAAGGGAGAUCACAUGGUGGUCAACCAGUUCGUGACCAGCCUCAUGGACGUCAUCGCCGAAGUGUGCCGGUCAGUGCACCGGACAACGAUACGACUCAAGGCGCCGUCAAUGGAGAGGACUCAGACGCCGUACGGAGCGCGACUCUCCUACAAACUCCCGCACGGCAACUCGCUGUGCGUGCACCUCAAGGACAAGGAGAUGAUCCGCCAUCGCAAGCGGUGGUCACAGGUGAUGUACAUGUACUACCUCCUUGGCUGGAAGAUCUACCGCAAGAUCCACACAGUGAAGAAAGAUGAACAAGAGGAAUGGGUGGAGAAGCGCAACACCUAUGUGCUGGCCUUGGACGGAGACACGGACUUCUACCCCUCGGCGCUCUCCAUGCUGAUCGACCGACUCAGGAGGGACCCCACCGUUGGCGCCGCCUGCGGGAGAAUUCACCCGACGGGUGUGGGGCCGCUCAUCUGGUACCAGAAGUUCGAGUACGCGGUAGGCCACUGGCUGCAGAAGACGGCCGAGCACGUGCUGGGCUGCGUUCUCUGCAGCCCUGGCUGCUUCAGCCUCUUCCGGGCCAAGGCCAUCAUGGACGACAACGUCCUCAAGACCUACACCACCGUGGCCACCGAGGCCCUGCAGUACAUCCAGUACGACCAAGGCGAGGACCGCUGGCUGUGCACGCUGAUGCUGCAGCAGGGCUGGCGCGUCGAGUACUGCGCCGGAUCGGACGCCUACACCAACGCCCCGCAGGAAUUCAAGGAGUUCUUCAACCAGCGGAGGCGGUGGGGCCCCUCCACGAUGGCGAACACCUUCAGCAUCCUGGAGAACGGCGUCCGCACGGCCAAGAAGAACCCGUCCAUCUCUCGGCUCUACAUUCUCUAUCAGAUCAUCUACAUGGCCACCUCCAUCAUGGGUCCGGCUACUGUCUGUCUCAUGAUUGCAGGAUGUUUCACUUUUCUUUUCAAAAUGGACCAAAACUGGGCACUCCUCAUUGCCAUCAUUCCGCCUGCUCUGUACAUCGCCGUCUGCUUCAAGACGAAGCCCGACACGCAGAUCAAGGUGGCCAUGGUACUCACCGUGGUCUACAUGUUUCUCAUGACGGGCACGCUGCUCGCUUUGAUCGGCGACCUCAUCAAGAACGGCAUCCUCACGCCCAGCGGCAUCUUCUUCAUCACACUUGCGGGCAUCUACCUCAUCACCGCGGUGCUGCACCCACGCGAGUUCUUCUGCAUCGUGCAUGGCUUCAUGUAUUUUAUCUGCAUCCCCACGGGAUACCUACUGCUGCUCAUCUACUCGCUGGUCAACAUGUAUAACGUAUCGUGGGGCACGCGCGAGACCAAGGCACCUUCUGAGCCCACCCCAAAAGAGAAGAAGAAAAGCAAGCAUCGUUGCAAUGAUGCGAAAUGCUGUGUGCUGCCACUCGAUUGGGACUGCUUCCAGUGGAGGAUCAGCGUCUAUCCGAAGGAAUAUGCGGCGAUGAGUCAGGAGGAUGACAUUUCAAGCCGAGUGGAAUCGUGCGCGGUGGAACUCGAAGAAGAGACGACGCUACGUCCACUCGAGGCGAGACAACAGGACACCACGAGCACUCAGAUGGAGCAUCUAGAAGGAGCAGAGAGCGAAAGACGACCUCCAGAGGAAUCAGACACGGACCUCGCCCUCCAUGCCAAAGGGUGCCAUGACCUCGUGUGGCAGUGCCACCACAAGAUGCAGGUCAUGUUUGAGAACGUCCUGCCUCAGGGUUACACUAUGACACAGAGAUGCUCCCUCGAUCAGGAGGAAGACGAGUUCUGGAAGAGCAUGAUCAGCGACUACCUCAAGCCUCUGGAGGAAGACAAUGUUCACAAGAAACGUGUGAAUCAGGAACUCUUCGAGAUAAGAAAUAAGGGCACGUUUGUCUACUUCUUGAUCAACGCGCUGUGGCUGGUGGCGACCCUGGCACUGCAGUUCGUGGGAGCCGUCCUUAACAUCAAGAUCCCGAGCACGAAGAAUGAGGGGACGGUCAUCGACGUGCCGCCCCUCGCCUUCAUGUUCCUCAUCACCACCGCCAGCAUGCUCAUAAUCCAGUUCCUGGCCAUGCUGUACCACAGGUUGUUCACGCUGCUGCACGUGCUCUCCUAUGGGGAGUCGUCGUCAUCGUCGUCAUCGUCGUCACGGCAGCAAUCGAGGAGUGGUGCUGUGGGCGGAGACAACGAAGCGUUCGUCAAUGACGGAGACAAUGAUGAUGAAACUCAGCAGUGCCGCCUCAGAGAGAUCGUCUAA